UCUCAGGAGAAGAACUUCCGGCACGGCGCUGGUGCUUAAAGCUGUGCUCUGGAGCUGCUCUUAGCAAGGCGUUGAACAGCUACGGAGGCGCCGGACUCCGCUGGCAGGCUUCCUUGCGAGGCGUGAGCGAAGCGGCCUGGCCGUGGCUGCCCGGUAUGCGCGGACAGCGGGGCUCUUCUCCGCUGGGGUAUGACCGGCUGGUCCCGCCUCACCAAGUGAGUCCCGGCCGGACUUGCCCUGGCCGGCAAUAGCAGAAGCGCCGGCAGAGCAGGGCGUGCAGUGUGGAGUCCCCACCCGCAAGGCUGUGGGCGGCAGCGCUGGGGGCUGACAGGAGGAUAUCGAGUGGGUCUGGGGGGAGUGGGAGGCUGACUUUGGGGGCCCUGCAGCUCGCAUUCCCAAAUGCCCACCCAGCCCUUCAUUCUGUUUUCGCACGGCCAGCCAGAUGACUUGGCAGGAAGCCCACAAGCGGCAGCUGAGCGCAGCGGCACCUGUUUGCAUCUUCUUACAGUUUGCUGCUGCUUGGGGAUAUACAACGCAGAACAGGUUCUGUUAAAUAAGUGUUGCCCCUGAUGCUGGAGAGCGUUGUAUACCCCUCGACAGCCUUAUCUUCCGUGGAUUUUGUCUGAUCACAUGUUAAGGCGUGCCAAGUUGGUGGCCGGUGCUACAUCUUGUGGUAGUGAAUUCCAUAGUUCAUGUUUUGCCCAGUGCUAUUUUUCUAGAAAAAGAGGUGCUGGUACUCACCAUGAAUGCCUCCCCUGUUCUCUUAUAAUGACAAUGACACCCACCUGAGAGAUGCCGGAACUGAGUUCCAGUGAGUUCCUGCUGAAAAAGCCCUGGUUUUGCCUGUUUUGAAUCUCCCACUGUUUGACUGCAUUGGAUGGCUCUGGGUUCUAAUAUUUUGAGACAGGCUCUGGUGUCUGUUUCAACUGGGGGGGGGGCAAUUGAAACAUUCCUAAGUAGAUAGGCUUCUAUACAAACAAAGUGGGGACACAAUUCUGAUUGAGACAAGUAUGGUACUUCCUUUUGCAUAUGGCUACUACAGAGAAAGGCCCUCUUGACUUUAGUGUAAAUAAACUUCCUUUAUGUAACUUAUCUAUAAGUAUACUGAGACUAUUUUUUUAAAAUUUUGAAUAUAAUUACAUGUAUAUAGGAUGGCAUUGUCCAGUGUUUUUUCUCUGGGUGCACUCAAGGGUACACAGUACUGGAACCUCCCCCCGCCCCCAAAUGUUAAAGGUGUACUGUAACAACUUCAUGGUGAGUACCAGCACCUUUUUUUUCUUUAAGAAAAAAAGCACUACCAUUAUCGUUUAGUUAAUUUUUUUCAAGGGAGCCACUGUAAACAUGCUUUAAACAUUUUACUGAGCAGAAAAAACCCCAUAAACUAUUGGGGCAGAUUUCCAAGUUUUAGUGCACUACAAAUCACCAUGUUUAGUCCUCAUGUUAAGUCUCUCUUGUUUUGCUGCUGUAUUCAUGAAUGAACAGCUGCACUUUUUAAAAUGAAACAUUCAACCAUAAUAAUCCAGUUCAGAUACUAAGGGCUGCUUCAAACAGAGCAAUUUUAUUUUCUACACCAGCAUUACUUCUAUGUAGGGUAAUUGGAUGUAUGUUGUCAUCUAAUUUACGCCCAUAAGGCAAUUGCAACUGUGCACGUGUUGCACAUCUGCUGUUUGAUGUACCUUUGCUACAUGUGCAUGCAACAGAAUAAUGUGUAAUAACUAAUAUCCAUGUAUGAAGCAAUUUUGUGUGAAAUGGCUUUAGGCUUAUUUUAUAAAUGCUCUCAAUACAUUGAGUGGCAGCUGCUUAGGGCUCAAUUUGAGUGUCCAGUUUCAAGAGACAUUUAGAUCCCACAAUGCCUGGAGGAUGUCAGAAGUACAUUCAAUUUCUGUACUAUGUUUUGAAAGAAAUAGUUCAAACUCAGCAUGGAUCUUUCAGCUUUGAUUAUUAUUGUUAUGGCUUUAUGACCAGUAAUGAUUUGAAGAGUGUAUAACUUUUUAGAAUUUUUCCAUAGCAAUGGAAGCUCCAUAUGAUGGCAGUGAAGUUACUGUAGUAAUGGAAGAAAUAGAAAGCACAUACACCUUUGCUUCUCCAGUGCCAUCUAAAAAGAAGAAGAAAUAUAGAAGUCCUGGAGAUCAAGGGGAAAAGACUAAGAAGCCCAGAUCUGCAUACCUUCUAUAUUAUUAUGACAUAUACCUGAAAGUUCAGCAGGAGCUCCCACAUCUUCCCCAGUCUGAAAUUAACAAGAAGAUCAGUGAGAGUUGGAAGCUGCUCAGUGUGGCUGAGAAGAGUUAUUAUUUGGAGAAAGCCAAAUUAGAAAAAGAAGGGCUAGACCCGAACUCAAAGUUGUCUUCCCUGACUGCUGUGGUUCCAGACAUUCCAGGUUUCCGUAAAAUCCUCCCGCGUUCAGAUUACAUAAUUAUCCCCAAAGGCUCUCUUCAGGAGGAGAGAAGCAAGCACUUGGAACUCUGCGUCACCCAGGGCCAAACAGCAUCAGAAGGACUGACAGCUUCUACCAAUGUCACAGGUGUUUCCCACAGCACCGUGCAGAACAUCCUCUCUGUAGAUUCCAGCCACAUUGGCAUUUCUGAGCAGUGCAUUGCCAUUGAAGGGGUUUCAGAAGACCCAGCCUCAUUUGUUCAGUCGGACACAAUUGAAGAAGUCGUUGCAUCGGAGAUCUUGUCUCAUUAUGUCAGUCCUGCUACACACAAAGGGGCUGGAGAUAUUCUCCUGGAUGAAGCCUCUUUGGAAGACAGAGAAGAAAGUAAUUCGUCAACGCCUACUGCUCAGUUCAUUAUGCUACCUCUGCCAGCCCAUUCUGCUUUGGAAAAUCCAACAUCAAUCAAACUGACAACUACCUACACCCGCAGAGGGCAUGGGAAUUGCACCAACCCUGGCUGUACAUUCACAUAUGUGACCAGACACAAGCCACCCAAAUGUCCAAUGUGUGGGAACUUUCUGGGAGGCAAAUGGAUCCCAAAGGAGAAGCAGCCUAAAGGCAAAACUGAGCCAACUUCUGGUGUACCUAUAAAGACAUUGGGGCCCAAAAAAAGUCAGCAGCCAUUAGCCUUGGGACAGGCUGUGGUUCACGACAGUGCCUCCAAAUCUAUGCUGGAGAGCUCUGAAGCUGUUACUCAGCUUCUGAAUGCUGCCCCUUCUGGGCAGCAGGUGCAGGAAACAGAAUGGGAAGAAGUGAUCAUCUCGGAGGCUCACAUCCUUGCAAACAACAUGCAGCCAAAGGAGCAAGGAAACACAACGGCUGUUAUUCAACUUCAAGAGGGCAUUGUACAGGCGGAGCCUUUAUUAGAACAGAAGGACAGGGAGAACGAAGGGCUGGAGGCACAGACAUUGGUGGAGGUAGUGAGUGCUGCCAGCUCCCCUUCAAAUCCAGCUUCUGCCACAAAACAUCCAACAGGAGCUGAAGCUCUUGGCACUGCACCCAAAGGGCAGGAGCAGAAGAGCAAAGCAAAGCCCAAGCCUUCCUUACUGGCCGCAGCAAGACCCACGAGGGCAAUUUUGCCUGCCCCUGUCAGUGUGGCGAGAGAAACCAACACAGAGCAGCCCGCUUGCAGGCAGCCAUUUACAAACAAUGAAAAAAACUCCUGUGUAAGAAUCUCAGGACUGAAGCCUAGCACUCUGAAGCAGCUGGGCCAGUCUCCUCUGCAACCACCCAUCAUUGAAAAGCACAAGCUCCGUGGCAGCACAGACAGCUCAGCAUCUCACGUCAAAGUGGUGGAGGUCAAACCAGAUGUAUUCCCUUCCUAUAAGUACAGCUGCACUGUAACCUUGGACUUGGGGUUGGCCACUUCACGUGGCAGAGGGAAAUGUAAGAAUCCUUCUUGCAGUUACGUAUACACCAAUCGGCAUAAACCAAGGAUCUGUCCCAGUUGUGGCUACAAUCUUGCCAAAGACAGGGCUGAGAAAACAGCAAAAUCCCUGGAGGUCACCUCUACCCCUGCAGAUGUGCUGAACACCAGUGAGCCUCUAAUUCAGUCCCAAAAAGAAGUCCAGCGUCAGUCCACCUUACAGCUUCUUCGCAAAGUAAUACAGAUACCGGAGAACGAAUCGGAGCUGGCUGAUGUUUUUGCACUGAUUCAUGAACUCAAUAGUUCGCGGCUCAUUCUAUCCAAUAUGAAUGAGGAGACGGUCACCAUUGAGCAGACCUCUUGGUCAAACUAUUACGAGUUUCCAUCAUCCCAGUGCCUUCUCUGUAGCAGCCCUUUGUUCAAAGGAGGACCAAAUUCUCUUGCGGGUCCUCAAGAGUGCUGGUUGUUGACAGCUAAUCGGCUGCAGGUAGUCACUGCUCAGCUCAAGGUGUGCGUGAAUGUGCAGUGCUUGGCCCUCCACAGCUUCAAUGAUAUAUACACCGGCUUGUUUAAUGUGGGCAACAAGCUUUUGGUGAGCCUGGACCUUCUGUUUACAAUAAGAAAUCAUAUUAAACUCGGAGAGGAUCCUAAAGUGGCAGUCAGCAGCAUCUUGGAAUCUGUGCAGGAACAGACCGAGAGAAACCUGAGCACCGAGGAACUCACUCAGCUCGAGGAACUGCUAUGUAACGGCUAUUGGGCCUUUGAGUGCCUCACUGUCCGAGACUACAAUGAUAUGAUCUGUGGAGUCUGUGGCAUCGCACCCAAAGUUGAAAUAGCCCAGAGGAAUGUGGAAAAUGUUUUGCUGCUGAAAAAUAUCGAGUUUACUUGGCCAGAAUUCUUGGCGUCUAGUGAAGUAAACGUGGAAGACUUUUGGUCCACCAUGGAGACGGAAGUGAUAGAGCAGGUGGCAUUCCCCUCCAGCAUCCCAAUCACAAAGUUUGAUGCCUCUAUCAUCUCUCCCUUCUUCCCACCACUGAUGAGGGGCACCGUGGUUGUCAACACGGAGAGAGAGAAGAACCUUGAAGCACAUAUAAUGCCAGGUAAUGCAAGUGUUCUAGUGAGGCUGAUUCAGGACGAAACCUGUAAAAUGGAGCAGAUUGGCUCAUAUAGUGAGGAAGAAUUGCAGAAUUUCUUGACCCAGUGCAGCGUUCCCUGGGAGGCAGAGGACUCAAAGGAGCAGCUGUGUCUUUCUCUUCUGGCUCUGUAUGAUUUUGUACAGAAUGGGACACAGGUCAGUCAGCCCCCAGCACACUUUACUGGAGGGAAAGUCUACAAAGUCUGUCCACACCAGGUUGUGUGUGGCUCUAAAUACAUUGUGAGGGGGGAAAGCCCCCGGGACCAUGUGGACCUCCUGGCCUCUUCACGCCACUGGCCACCAGUCUAUGUGGUAGACUUGGCCUCCUCUGUGGCAUUGUGUGCAGAUAUCUGUUAUCCUGACUUGACUGCUCAGAUGUGGGGGAGGAACCAGGGCUGCUUCUCUGACCCCAUGGAGCCAUUAAAGUUUGUGUCUUGCCCAGAACUUCUUGACAGACACUACAAUGUAGAUAUGACCAGUGCUGAACAUUCCGUUCAGCAUCCCGUCACCAAAUCAGCAUCUCGACGAGUAGUUCACACCGGAACAGAGCAGAGCACUCAGGGGGACGCAACAGCUCAGUACCGUUCCCUCUCCGUUUGCCGGGAACUGGAACCCUACGGUGCUAUCAUUGCAGCCAUCAAUGACAGCAAAACGAAUAACGUCUGUCAGAGGCCUAUAACCUUUGACAACGCAACGCACUAUUAUCUUUAUAAUCGCCUGAUGGAUUUCCUCUCCAGCCGUGAAAUUGUGAACAAGCAGAUUCAUGAGAUUGUACAAAGCUGCCAGCCAGGUGAGGUGGUGAUCCGGGAUACUUUGUACCGCCUAGGUGUGGCCCAGAUCAAGACAGAAAUGGAUGAAGAUGAGGAGAUCCAUGGGGAGGAUGGUGUUGCAUAAUAACAUGGUCUGCGGUGGUCAUCUUAGCCAUAGGAAAGACAGCUAGGCUGCAGAUACUCUGGGCAGCUGUCACUCAGAUACGCCCCAGGCCUGAGCAGCUUUGACCGCUUAUGCUGACCAAAGAGUUGUGUGCUUCCAUUAAAAUCUGGAUUGGGUUUUUGAUCUGCAGACCAGCUAGCUGAAAAGGGGCAGGUUUCUCCUCCCCAGGAGCUACUUGAAUCCCUAAGCCCACUGGGAUAGCGUGCUGUACGGGAGAAGACUAAGGGUUUCCAGUGGCCUGAAAUUUGCAGAAAUGGAUUUGCAGAGCAUCAUCAAACCUGUUUUUUGAAGUGUGUAUGUUGUUGGGUGUCGGGAUCAUAACAGGAGACAACAGGGAGCCACAAGCUUGUGUGACUCUCCCAAUAUUAUACCCUGAAGUAGGUGACCAUAAUAGAUCAAUGAGCAUUUGGAGCCCCAGCUGCUACUUCGUUCCGUUCUGAAAAGACUUGAACUUAGGCCGACUUUCAGCACCCAUCGGUGUUUGAAGGGGUGAGAGCAUAUCUGCUCCUCUAACUCAUUCUGGCUCUACCUGAGAAGCUUCUAUGUUUAUUUAGUGGUUGAAAUCCAGCGUGAUCUGAAGUUUUUUUAAUGGCUCUGUGCAUUAAGGUAAGAGCUGGUCUGCUGUAGGUUAUAAUUAUCCUGGCUAGCAUAGUUAUUAUAAAGGUUCUUCAGGGAUUUCUGUGUUUUGGAUGAAGCAUCUGGACUAUUGAUCAGGAGAGGAUUUUCAGGCACUUUACAUCCUAUCCAUGGACUUGAUAGAAGAUUGUCUGUUGCUAUGUCUAGUAACAUUAUAAAGAGUAUUUGUGAAUUGGUAGUGGGAUUCAGUGAACACAACCCAACAAGAGAUGCUUUUAUUAUUUCCCCAGCUGAUACCUGUUAGGGAAAGUGUGCAACACUUACUGCCUGGGCUCUUUGCAAACCACUAUGUAUGUUCCAUUUCCAACAUUUACAAAACUGACUUGGGCGAAUUUAAUCUGGUUAUAUUCACUCCAACACUUUGUCUUGAGGAGACCAGCAUUCUUCCUCCUGUGUAAUACGUUAAACUGUGGUGUGUAAACUCUUUGCAUUAUUACCCACUGAUUCCCAUUCACUUUUGCCCAUCCAUAAAUCUGGAAAGUGAAAAUGGAUUUCCACUAUAGCUGAGCAGGAAAUUCUGGAACGUGGGGGAAGAGUUUCCACUGUUUUAUUCAGAUUUGUGGUGUGGUUUUAAAAACUUCCUUCUGUGAAGGAUUCUAGUGUGUACUGUGCUGUAAAACAAACCACCACCAUAAUGAAUUUUCAAGCAAAGCUUGUGAUUUGCUGUUAAAAAUGCUAAUUUAUGAAUGACACUUUUACAGUCAGUGAAAACUUUAAUAAAUUAUCUCUUCCAGUGUUUGGAGGGUGAAACUAUUUGGCCUACUGUGGAAUUUGUUGUAUGGCACCCUAAGGCUGUGAAAGUGACUUGAACUACUGCUCCAAAGUUCAAGAUCAUAGUUACCCAAGAUGUGGAAGGGAAAGGUUUUGUGAGGUCUGUAUCAUGUUAAGAUUAAUUUCAAACAUAUGUUGAAACAAGAGUAUUGAGAUGUGUAGAACACUGCAGAAGCUACAUAAUGAUGCUUUAUCAACUUAGUUAUGGGUGGCUAAAGCCUUGGGGUGGGGCAUAGAUUAUCAGGGGGGAAACACAUGUGUUACUACUAUUACAUUUAUGCCCCACCUUGUCUACAUGGUGGCAUGAAUGGGUGGUUCUUUUGCCGUGCCCAUUUAAUUUUCACAACAACUCUUAAGGGAUAGGCUAGGAUGAAAGAGUGGCUGGCUCAAGGUCACCCAUGUGAGCUUCAUGGCUGAGAAAGAGCUGAGAGAGAAAGAAAGAGAGGUCUUCUUUGUAGUUGAUGUCCAGUUAGAAGAGAGAACAGUUUAAUCGAACACCAGAGAGGAGAGAAUAUACAGUAGUUCUAACUGGAUGGUAUCAGCAAGGGGACAUGUUACCUAAAGCUUUAGGUAAUGCUCAGUCAGUGCAGAAGCUUGUAGAAUUGGGCAUUUGUGUGCCUGCUUUGUCUUUAAACAAACCUGUACUUUACAUACGUACAGUACAUUAGCUGAGGCAUGGUUUUUUGGGGAGUCUAUCAGAACUAUUCUCAAACUCAAUGUGUAAUAAUAAUUAUUAUUAUUUAAAAAUGCCCUUAUAGAAGAAAUCGUAUUGUCACCUAGGAAAAAAGUAAACAACUAAAGAGUUCUAAUUACCUUGCUUAAUCAUUUUUUUUUAUUUUGAAUGGCAGUUAAAUGUGAACAUACUGAUUUAUGUAAUUUGAAGAAUGGUUUCAUUUGGAAAGUCAACACAUAGCAGUUAACUAUUUAAAAGCAAUCUAGCAGCAACUGAAUGGUGGUAGUUUGUGCUGGAAAACUAGCUGGCUAGUUCUUAUCCAGUAAGAGAUGCUCCUUUUUCAUUUACACAAGGCUUCAAAGAUAACUGCUUAUAAAGCUAGUAACCUUUACAUAAAACUCAAAUCAGUGGCUUGCAAAAUAUUAUGAAAAUCAUUAUGAAGCUGCUCCUUUCUAGUUUUAGUUUUUAAAACUGCAGUGUAUGUAAAAAGAACAAAGUACCGUAAUACAUAAAACAGUUGUGACAGUUACAAAACUAGUGAAAGUACUUGACUUAUUGGAGAAUGCGAGUUAGAUGAGACUGCCCAUCUAUUCUGCAGCAGGUUAACAAUAUUUUUUUCAUAUUUCAG
Molecule: messenger RNA, 8576 nt
Organism: Zootoca vivipara (common lizard)
Lineage: Eukaryota; Metazoa; Chordata; Lepidosauria; Squamata; Lacertidae
Source: RefSeq, a predicted model, not a curated record